Molecule: messenger RNA, 1039 nt
Organism: Zea mays
Lineage: Eukaryota; Viridiplantae; Streptophyta; Magnoliopsida; Poales; Poaceae
Biological process (GO): protein ubiquitination
Molecular function (GO): protein binding
Source: RefSeq, marked validated
ACCAUACCAUCCAUCGAUCGAUCAACAAUACAUAGGCAAUCCAUCUCCUCCCACAUGUACAGCUCGCUUUCCGAUCUAGCAAUGUCAACGGGAGCAACGGAGAUGAUCGUAGCCACCGCCGAUGCCGCCAGCAGCACCAGGUGCAUGUCGUCGACGGCGAGAGCAGAGGACGUGAUCGUGUCCACCGCCGUGGCCACCGCGGCCGGCACCAAGUGCCACAUGUUCAAGAUCGACGGCUACAAGCGGAUCAAGGCCAUGUACGGCAAGGGCAGGAGCAUCGACUCCUGCAGGUUCGAGGUGGCUGGCCGCGCAUGGAAGAUCCUCUUCUUCCCCAACGGCGACUGCCGGGACACCGCGGGCCACGUCUCCCUCUUCCUCAAGCUGGACGACGACGACACCGUCGGCGGCGGCCCCGACGACAACGACGACGGCAAGGUCGUGGUGGUCGAGCUCAGGUUCUCGCUGCUGUGCCGCCCCGGCUGGGCGCCGGACGACCGGCCCCAGAGCUGGACCCGCACGGCCACCUUCACCAACAAGGGCAACAAGACCAUGGGCUACAGCCAGUUCAUGAAGCGCUCGGAGCUGGAGAUGCCGAGGUUCCUCGGGGACGACUGCCUCGCCAUCCGCUGUGACAUGUCCGUCCUCGACGACCCCGUCGACGUCAAGGAGGAGCCCGCGCAGCCGCUCGACCUGCAGCGGCUUGGGGUGCCUCUCGACUGCAAGGUCGUCGACGACGGCGCGUGCAUCAAGACCGAACCCCUCGUUCCCGUUCCCCUCAGCUACUUCAAGUUCACGGAGGCGCUCGUCAAGCUGUUCGUCGGCUGUUUCGACGUCUGACCGAAUGGAUCCUCGCCGGCUGGGUUUUAUUGUUGCGUUAUAUAGUUUCGACAACCAUCAUUUCGAGUAUUUCAAGAUAAAAGUACACUGUCAUCGUUCCCCCAAGUUUUGUUUAGAUCGAUCAGGGUGCUAGUUUAUUUAAUUUAUGUGUAAAUCAUCAGAAUUUCCACAUUAUUAGUGAAUAAACUGAAUCUAGUUUUUU